UAUCAUGAAUUCAUGCACUUGAAUGAAACUGUUCUCCAUUUGUUACAUGAUCAUCUCAGCUAUUUGGCGACAAGUAUGCGAUGUGUUGACUUGUUCAAUCGCAAUAAAUAAUUGAUUCAUUGCCGUCUGUCAAUGCAUCUAAAUCAAGCACACGCAAUGCUGCCAAAUGCCAAUUGGAAGACUCGUUCCUACAAAGAUGAAGCAAUCAUCGCUCAUCUAGAGUAAACUAAUAAAUUCCCCUGGGAAACAAAAUCAAGCUUGAUUACCCCUUAUAAAUACAGCCUCCACCAUGCUUAGCGACCACACAGUUCUUUCUCGCAAUCCUUUAAUCUCUAGUACUCGCGAAUUUAGUUUGCACAAAUUCAGGAGAAACAGAGGCAGUACGCAGAUGGCAAGUUAUCUGCUGUUCCUUGCUCUGUUGGCUAUGGCCUGCUCUUCUGCCAUCGCCUCAGAUCCGAGCCUUCUCCAAGACGUCUGCGUUGCCGACAAGACGUCUCCAGUGCAAGUCAAUGGAUUCGCUUGCAAAGACGCAAUGGACAUCGCAGCAGAAGACUUCCACUUCUCCGGCCUUGACAAGGUUGGCAACACGAGCAACAAGCAGGGUUCAGCUGUGACAGCAGUCAAUGUCGCACAGAUCCCUGGCCUGAACACGAUGGGGAUCUCCAUGGUUCGCAUCGACUAUGCUCCCAAUGGCAUGAAUCCACCUCAUACUCACCCUCGUGCCACAGAGAUACUGACAGUGUUGGAGGGCUCGCUCUUUGUUGGCUUUGUUACCUCGAAUCCAAACAACAAACUGAUCGCCAAGGCUCUGAACAAGGGAGAUGUGUUUGUGUUCCCAAAGGGACUUGUCCACUUCCAGUUCAACAAUGGUACAGGCAAUGCUGUAGCUCUUGCAGGAUUGAGUAGCCAGAACCCUGGAGUCAUCACUAUUGCCAACACAGUGUUUGGAUCCAAACCAUCCAUUGCGGACCAUAUACUAGCCAAGGCCUUCCAGGUCAACAAGGAAACAGUGGACUUAAUGCAAGCUCAGUUCUGAUGAAGUGGUCCGGUCGGAUUUAUAACUAUUUGUUUAGCAACAUCAUUACUAUUUUUCUUCAUGCACAUUGUGUUAUUUACAUUAUUGUAAGUUGAUUUCUAGUGAUAUUUUGUGUUGUUAUUUCAAAUUAAUGGGUUUCCUUUUCUGACGUCAAUUUACAUUUUCCAAUAUGUUCAGCAGUAAAUAAAUAUGGUUCUUUUGGUAUUCUACUUUGGUAUUCUAGUUUAUUCAUUAUCCUUUGCGGCCAAUCACAUCCACCCAUUCAAGAGAAUGGUGACUGCU
This is a messenger RNA of Panicum hallii, 1318 nucleotides long. Its product is annotated as putative germin-like protein 2-1. The record is from RefSeq and is a predicted model, not a curated record. Gene Ontology annotation, cellular component: cell wall. The coding region runs from base 290 to 1036 and encodes 248 amino acids. Gene Ontology annotation, molecular function: manganese ion binding. The transcript has 2 exons. Lineage: Eukaryota; Viridiplantae; Streptophyta; Magnoliopsida; Poales; Poaceae.